AUGUCGCGUUCAUCAUCAUCCUCAACCAUCACCCUCGUCCCGUCCACCCCACCUGCGGCCAAGGACCACUUGUUCCUCGAGUCUCCCAUUACGCCACCUCCGCACGCAUGUCUCGACUUGGCGGCUAUCAAGGUGGCCAGACCCAUCAAGGCUCAGCUCUCGAGGGCCCUGGCGACGCUCGACCGCCCUCUCCGCAUUGUCGGUCUGCUCGCCACCGCCGACUCGGGGUGCCACAUGUACGCCGACAUGACUGCUCGAGCGUGCAAGGCCGCCGAAGUUGUGUUUGACAAGGUUGACAUCUCGGCAUGUCGCGAGCUCGAAGACGACGAGGCAUUCGACAAGGUCCGCUCAGCUAUCGAGGAGCUCAACAAUGACCUCUCUGUGGACGGCCUCAUCGUCUACUUCCCCCUCUUCACUCCCGAGCGCGACGCCACUCUUCGUGAACUCAUCCACCCCCGCAUCGACGUCGAAGGUGUCCACCCCACCUCCCUUGAGCGCUCGUAUUCGCAGGCACCACAAACCGUCGAGGAGCUCACUGCCGACCCCGCGACGGGAACGGUCUACCCAUGCACGGCGCUGGCCGUUGUGCGUGCCCUCCAGGCUCCCGAGGCCGGAGUCUACUCGCCCGAACUCCCUGUCGGUGAGCGUUUCCGCGGCAAGACGGUGACCGUUAUCAACCGCUCGGAGACCGUCGGUCGUCCUUUGGCCGGCAUGCUCGCCAACGACGGCGCCCGCGUGUUCUCAGUCGACAUUGACUCCACCCACAUUUACGAGCGCGCCUCCUCUGAAGACUGCUACACCGUCACUCCCUUCCCUUGCUCGCAAAACCCGACACUGUCAUCUCUCCUGGCCGAGAGCGACAUUGUCGUUUCCGCUGUCCCUGGUCAAUCGUUCAAAAUCCCCACGCGUGCCCUCCGCACAGAUGCAGUGUGCGUCGAUCUGUCUGAACGCGGCAACUAUGAGCCCGACGUCCGCGACCGUGCUGGCGUCUACGCCCCACGCCUGGGCUCGGUCACCAUCCUCAUGCUCAAGCUCAACGCACUGGUUCUCCGCGCCCAUUACAGCCAGUCGCUGUAG
Messenger RNA from Apiotrichum porosum, 1077 nucleotides. RefSeq lists its product as uncharacterized. Gene Ontology annotation, biological process: purine nucleobase biosynthetic process. Gene Ontology annotation, cellular component: cytosol. The transcript has 2 exons. The record is from RefSeq and is a predicted model, not a curated record. The coding region runs from base 1 to 1077 and encodes 358 amino acids. Lineage: Eukaryota; Fungi; Basidiomycota; Tremellomycetes; Trichosporonales; Trichosporonaceae. Gene Ontology annotation, molecular function: methylenetetrahydrofolate dehydrogenase (NAD+) activity; methylenetetrahydrofolate dehydrogenase (NADP+) activity.